CUGUGCGAUGCUGUGGGGCCUCUUGUGGCGCCCGCUGUGCGGUGCCCAAGGCAGCCAGUUGCUGUGAAAAAGCGCAUCGCCAUCGCCAUCUACAAACUAGCAGCAUGUGCCGAGUACAGAGUAGUGGCAGAGACAUUUGGAGUCAGUAAAACGACCGUACACAGGUGUGUGUAUGGGGUGUGUGAGGCUAUUUGCCACAAACUGAUGAAAAAGUUCAUCACUUUGCCCAAAGAGGAAGAGGCACAGCAGAUUGCGCAACGCAAUUAUGAAUCGCACGGGCUUCCCCAAAUAUAUGGCGCUAUCGACGGAUCUCAUAUUCCUAUUCGUGCCCCCAGGGAUGGAUAUAGAGAUUACGUGAACAGAAAAGGCUGGGCAUCAAUAGUUCUGCAGGCUGUGGUGGACGACAGGUUGAUGAUAAGGGACAUAAGUGUUGGCUCACCUGGAAGCGCACAUGAUGCUGCAGUGCUGGCAACAUCCUCUCUGUUCAGACACCCUGAAAAGCAUCCAAAAGCCAGCAUGGACAUUGAGGGAGUCCAAGUACCUUUGCUCCUAGCUGGUGAUCCUGCAUACCCUCUCCUGCCAUGGAUUAUGAAGGGAUACGCCGGUCCUAAUCUAACAGAACCACAAGAAAUGUUCAACGAGCACCUCAGUGCCAUCCGUGUGAAGGUGGAACACACGUUUGGACAUCUAAAAACUCGUUGGCGUGUUUUAGCCAAAACAUCCGACAUUCACCAUGAUUUCAUGCCAAAAAUUGUGGCCACAUGUUAUAUUCUCCAUAACAUGUGUGAGGAGAAAAGACAGCAGCUGCCGCCAGCACCACAACACACAACAGGGCAUCCUCUCAUUCAGCCUCAGGAGCGCCACUCGGAUGAAGCUGAUGCAAUGGCUGUUGAAAUCCGACAGGCGCUGGUGAAUCAUCUGUCCAGGCCUCAUUAGGUUCUACGGUUACACUUUAUGUUCUAAAUAAUCAAGAGAUUUGUUUUCAAUACUUUUAUUGAAAGUUCUUUAUCAGAAAGAUGUUACAACAAGAAAGUUAAACUUAAUGUCAGCCGAUUCUCUCACUGAACAGAAUAACACUGGCUGUUUUGUGUUCCUGUUUGUGUUCCAUUUCUAAUAAAACAAACAUAACUUAAAGUGCCUUAACAUUUAUCUGCUGUCAGAACAUGGCGUUUAACUGAACACACCAGUAUUUAAUUUGAAAUAACACAACAGUAACUAAAAACCUUAAAUCGGAACUUACAAAAUAUGGUAUGUGGUUGAAGUGCUUUGGAAUGACAAAGCUGAGUGAGGUUCAGACUCAUUCUCCACUUGUUGUGUACGGUAUGGAGGUUGAGUGAACCGAUGUUGUGGUUGAAUGUAUGUAGUGUAUCCAGGUUGCUGUGGUUGGUGUCUGACUGGAUAUUGCAGGAAAUAAGGAGGUUGUUGACGUGUGUCUGAAACAAUGGGUUGCUGAAUUCCAGCUAAAGUCUCCAGAGCAUUAGCGUGGCGCUCAGCUGCUUCGGUUGC
Oryzias melastigma (Indian medaka) is the source of this 1506-nucleotide messenger RNA. RefSeq names its product protein ALP1-like. The record is from RefSeq and is a predicted model, not a curated record. The transcript has 2 exons. The annotation marks the transcript as partial. NCBI's taxonomy places the organism in Eukaryota, Metazoa, Chordata, Actinopteri, Beloniformes, Adrianichthyidae.